Messenger RNA from Solanum dulcamara, 1803 nucleotides. RefSeq lists its product as uncharacterized. The record is from RefSeq and is a predicted model, not a curated record. NCBI's taxonomy places the organism in Eukaryota, Viridiplantae, Streptophyta, Magnoliopsida, Solanales, Solanaceae. The coding region runs from base 1 to 1803 and encodes 600 amino acids. The transcript is spliced from 7 exons.
AUGGUAGAAGAUGGUAGUUAUGAGCAAUAUCCAUGGGGGAAAUUAGUAUAUUCAAAAUUGAUAAAAGGAAUGCGUCAGGAGUUUUCAAAUGCCAAACAAAUGUAUCGUCUAGGCGGCAUGCCAUACGCUCUGAAUGUUUGGAUAUAUGAAUGUGCAUCUCAAGUUCCCUCUGAAAUUGCUGUAAGAGUGGGCAAUAAAAUUCCCAGAAUUCUUAACUGGCGUGUUGUCGCCGUGAAGCCAAAAUUUGAGACCUUCAUGUCUACCAUCUUCAGUGAGUAUCAAUGCUCCAACAUUGUCCAAUCUCAAUAUGAAAUGGAAUCUAUUGUCGUUCAUGACAGCCAACAGAAACCUGAAGAUUCAACAUCGGCUGCCAAGGUCAAUUUCAGAAAACCUCAUGAAAUCACUGGAUUUGAGGACUUUUCAACAACACCACCCAUUGAAUUUUUAAAGAGAUCCAGGGAUGUCGCUGAGACAUCUUCUCCACCUCCUUCCAAGAGAAUGAAGACUUCCCCUGCUAAAAAGUCAAUUCAAGUAGAAACAGCCAACAUGCACAAGGAUUUCUUAUCACCAAAUGAAUCAGGAAAUGUUGUUUCUCCUGACAAUGAACCAGGGGCAAAGUCACCAAAGGAAUCAGAAAAGCUUAUUUCUCCUGACAAUGUACCAGGGGCGAAGUCAGCUGUUGACCGGAAGUUCAAGCGUUUGGAGAACAAAAUGGAUUCAAAUCACAUUGAUCUUUUGAAAGCCAUCGACAGUAUGGCGAACCGAAUGACUGGCACAUCAUCUCAAGUUAAAAAAGAUGAUUUUGAUCAAUCAUUCCAUGUGGUUGAACAACAAGAAGCACCUACUGGAUUGGAGGUGCACAAUUUUGCAAAUAAAUCUGACCCACCCCCAAAAAAUGACAAAUCUAAUGUCCAGGAAGAUAUUAAGGGACCUGAACCAUCCACCAUGAUAAAUCAGGUGGACAACAUAUCGGAACAAAGCAUUUUAGCAGAUGUUCCUGAAUUAUUUGAUCAGCAAGUUUAUUCUGAUACAUUAAAGGAAGAUGAACCAUCCGUCAAGGAUGUAUCAGCACACCAAAUGGAACCACAAAGAGCAGAUACUGAUCAGCUUAUUGCUGAUUCUGAUACAUUACAGAACACUGGAAAGAAAGAUGGAAGAGUAGCUGAUGAUAAAUCUGCCAAAGUAGAAGAGCAAGUUGAGGAGAUUGAAAAAGAAAAAAUCAAACCAAGCACAUCAGAAUCCAAUACUUCAGCACCAUUUUCGACCGAAACUCUGGAUGUGAUAGAUGCUCUAAUAUACGGACUUCCAUUACCAGCCAUGCCAUUGACAGCUGUUAGUCAUGAGCAAGUUCAGGAUGAAUGUCUAUUACGCGAUAGCCAGCUACCAACCACUCUUCCAUCAAAAGCUAAUGUAUUGUCUGACGAUGCGAAGACACCAUCUCGAAGAAGCAGGAUUCCUUCGAAAAUCUUACAGUCGCCGUAUCUUUCAAACUUUGGGUCGAGUGAAAAGGGAAAGGAAAAUUUGUCAGAUGUUACGCAUCAGACACGCCCUUUUGAAGGUUUUGGUAUAUGCUAUCAACCCCCUUCCGAGCUUGUCACAGACUACUCUCAAUGGAUAGAUAAAGGACUUCUAAAAUCACAUGGCAACAAGAAUUCGAAGGAGGAUCAUUACAGAUCUAAGUGCUCUUCAUUCGGCUUUGAAAAAAUGGACUUUGUUGUGGCAUUUCCUAAAGAUAAGAACUGGUUUUACCUAAUGUCACAGCCGGACAGAUGCUGGAACGAUGAGGUAAAAAUUUCAUCAUAA